UCAUGGAGGAGCUUCACAUCUGCAGCGCUCUUCCUCUCCUCUCCUCUCCCUCCCUCUGUCCCUCGUCAGCCGAGCCUCAGGAAGCGUCUCCAUGAUGGUUUCUGUUUGAAGGAGGUCGUCCAUCACACGGUCACUCACUGAGGAAGAGGAGGAGGAGGAGGAGGAGGAAGAAGGAGUAAGAGGAGGUGUAGUUUGUGGCGGCUGCAUCUGCAUGGCGCUGGGGGGGGAGGCGACGCUCGGCUCGGCUUCACCAUGAUCGCCGUGUCGUUUAAAUGUCGCUGCCAGAUCCUGCGCAGGGUGAACAAAGAUGAGGGGCCGUACACCAAACACUCUGCCGGGUCGAGACCUCCAGAUGGAGCGCUGGCCAUCAGGAGACAGAGUAUACCAGAAGAGUUUCGGGGCUGCUCGGUGGUGGAGCUGAUGAAGAAGGAGGGGACGACGCUCGGGCUGACGGUCUCAGGCGGCAUCGACAAAGAUGGGAAGCCCCAGGUUUCAAACCUGCGACAGGGAGGCAUCGCCGCCAGGAGCGACCAGCUGAACGUGGGCGACUACAUCCGAGCCGUUAACGGCAUCAACCUGGCCAAGUUCAGACACGAUGAGAUCAUCAGUCUGCUGAAGAACGUCGGGGAGCGGGUCGUCCUGGAGGUCGAGUACGAACUGCCACCUGUCUCAGUGCAGGGCUCAGGCGUCAUGUUUAAGAACGUAGAAGUCACGCUUCACAAAGAAGGAAACAGCUUCGGCUUCGUCAUCAGAGGUGGAACCCAUGAAGACAGGAACAAGUCACGCCCGAUCGUCAUAACAACCAUCAGGCCAGGCGGUCCAGCCGACAGGGAAGGAACCGUGAAGCCGGGUGACCGGUUGCUAAGUAUCGACGGGAUUCGUCUCCAUGGCAGCACACUAGCUGAGGCCAUGAGCAUCCUGAAGCAGUGCGGGCAGGAAGCCACGCUGCUGCUCGAGUACGACGUCUCGGUGAUGGACUCUGUCGCCACGGCGUCGGGGCCGCUGCUGGUAGAGGUUGCCAAGGCGACAGGCUCCAGUCUGGGCGUGGCUCUGUCCACCUCAAUGUUCUGCAGCAAGCAGGUCAUCAUCAUAGACAAGGUCAAACCAGCCAGCAUAGCAGACAGGUGUGGGGCUCUUCACGCAGGAGAUCACAUUCUGUCUGUUGACGGGAAGUCGAUGGAGUUUUGUUCUCUGGCUGAAGCCACUCAGCUGCUCUCUGCCUCCUGUCAGACCGUCCGCAUGGAGAUCCUGCCACAACACCAGGCCCGACCGGCCCUGAACGCACCACAGCACGUCAAGGUGCAGCGUAGUCCCCGCCCCCUCCCCUGGGAGACUGGAGGCUCCGCCCCUAUCCUCCCCCCCUACCACUACAACACGUACCACCCCGACCAAUCAUGCCAGGUCGCACAACCGCCAUACAAACAACCCCCGUACGUCCCGCCUCUCUCUCUCAGCCACUCGUUCUCUCCCGGCUCCAUGUCGGCCUACAGUCUCUCGUCCCUCAACAUGAGCACUCUGCCCAGGAACAUGUAUCCCACGAGUCCACGGGGCACGCUGAUGAGGAGGAAGGCCAAGAAGAAGGACUUCAAGAGUUCCUUGUCGCUGGCGUCCAGCACUGUGGGUCUCGCCGGUCAGGUCGUUCACACGGAAACCACGGAGGUGACGUUGCUAGGCGAUGGCAUCAUGGGCUUCGGCCUGCAGCUGCAGGGUGGAGUCUUCGCCACGGAAACGCUCUCUUCACCGCCGCUCAUCGCUUACAUCGACCCCGACAGCCCAGCUGAGAGGUGUGGUAUCCUGCAGAUCGGCGACAGGAUUUUGUCCAUAAAUGGAGUUCCUACUGAAGACUCGACUCUGGAAGAAACCAAUCAGCUGCUCAGAGACUCGUCCAUCACGGCUCAGCUCACACUGGAGAUCGAGUUCGACGUGGCAGAGUCGGUGAUUCCCAGUUCAGGAACGUUUCACGUGAAGCUCCCGAAGAAACCCGGAGUGGAGCUGGGAAUCACCAUCAGCUCUCCGUCCAACAGGAAACCAGGUGAUCCUCUGAUCAUCUCUGACAUCAAGAAAGGCAGCGUUGCACACAGGACGGGGACGUUGGAGCUCGGAGACAAGCUGCUCGCCAUCGAUAACAUCCGCGUGGAGAACUGCUCGAUGGAGGAAGCCGUUCAGAUCCUGCAGCAGUGUGAGGAGCUCGUCAAGCUGAAGAUACGAAAAGACGAAGACAACUCAGAUGAACAGGAAGUGUCCGGCAGCAUCAUCUACACGGUGGAGCUGCAGAGGUACGGAGGCCCGCUGGGAAUCACCAUCUCAGGCACAGAGGAGCCCUUCGACCCCAUCAUCAUCUCCUCACUGAGCAAAGGAGGGCUGGCUGAGAGGACCGGUGCGAUCCAUGUAGGCGAUCGUAUCCUGGCGAUCAACAGCAGCAGUCUGAAGGGGAAACCUCUGAGCGAAGCCAUCAGUCUGCUGCAACAGGCCGGAGAGACGGUCACACUGAAGAUCAAGAAGCAGGGAGAGCUGUCGAGCCCGAAGUCCUGUGUGAUUGGUCCAGGCCUGGGGGCGGGGCUUGUCCAUGAGCACCAGGACGGGGUGGACGAGCCCGUUGUCAUGGUCGCGCCUCUGUCAAGCCAGCGAGCAUUCAGCACGCUGCCGUCUGUUGACAGUGCCGUGGAGUCCUGGGACGGAUCCAACAUGGACAGCAGCUUCACCAACCCGGCUCCACCAUUUCAGUCGUCUCCGUACACUUUCCACGAGUGGCGCAACGCCAAGACAACCAACAGCCAAUCAUCUUCCUCCACCCGCCAGAGAGCCAAUCCGCUGUCAGAUCUGGGCCUGAGCGACGAUGACUGGGACCGCCCACCGCUUGGAGGAGCCUGUAAUCUGCCCAGCGGUCUAAUCACUGACAGCAGGUUCACUGUGGGUCAUGAUGGGACAGAACCAGACCAGGAGGAGAACUUCUGGUCUCAGGCUCUGGAGGAUCUGGAGACCUGUGGGCAGAGCGGCAUCCUCAGAGAGCUGGAGGCAACCAUCAUGUCAGGCUCCACUCUCAGUCUGAACCAUGACCCCACCCCCCUACGCAGCACACUGGGACGCCAGGCAAGCUUCCAGGAACGCAGUAACUCCAAACCACAGGUGACCCCUCGGUCCAACACCUUGCCCUCUGACCCGCAGCGUCGAGCCUUUGCCAUGAGGAAGAUGAGGCAGGAAGUCAAUGAGAUCCUAAAUCAGAACCCUGUGGAACUCCACAAGCUGACUCUCGAGAAGGCCUCAGAUCUGGAAGAUUUUGGUUUCAGUGUGUCUGAUGGUAUGUUGGACCGUGGCGUCUACGUUAACAACAUCCGACCGGGAGGCCCAGCAGAGCGGGGCGGCCUCCGAGCCUAUGACCGGAUACUACAGAUUAACCACGUGCGCACCAGGGACUUUGACUGCUGCCUCGUUGUUCCACUGAUCGCCGAGUCUCCAAACCACCUCGAGCUUGUUAUUAGCCGAAACCCCACCUCCUCCACCACCCUGCUGGCCAAUCACACUGACGGUACAACCAACAGCAGCCACUCCCCUCAGCAAAUCAGUAGUGAGCUGGGACCAUCGGAGCUCUCCACUGGCCAGGGAGAGGAUGGUGGUCCAAUCAAGUGGAGCCAACCAGGAGAAGGGUUGGGGGCGGGGCUUGGGGUGGGUCAGGUGAAUAAUAAUUCCUUAUAGCAGACAAAAAGUGGAUAAAACUGGAUUAAACUGGUUCUAAUCAAACUGGACUGGAGAGGUCAACAAGGAGAACAAUACAGCAAAGUUGAAUUAAACUGGUUUAGACCCGUCCGAACUGGUUCAGAGUGGACGCCCCAUGGUGCUACAAACACCCUCUGGAUGAACUUUGACCUUUGACCACUAAAGUUUGACCUUUGAACUGCUGAAGCAGCCUGAAAGCACACUGAUGGACCGGAGUAACUCUUCACCUCUUCACUUGAACCAGUUCUGCAUACUGGUCCUACUGGUGUCACUGGAACCAGAACUAUAACUACUGAUCCUACUGGAACUACAGCCAGAUCUACUGGUUUAUUGGGCUGGGAAUUAAUGGGUACUGGUUCAACUUGCCCAGAGAGCCAUGGCUACUGAUUCUAUUGAAGCUAGAGCCACAGUCAGUGGUUUUACUGGUUUAAGAUUAAUGGUUACUGGUUCUACAAGCCUAGAAUUGCUGAAGCCAGAGCCACUGGUCUUACUGGUAAAAGACAUGGGUUCUGGUCUAAGUGGUUAGAGAAUCAAGGCUACUGAUUCCCCUGAAACCAGAGCCAUGGCUAGUGGUCUUACUGGUCCAAGACACAUGGGCUCUGGUCUUAGUGGUUACAGAGCCAUGGUCCCAAUGAAGCCACAGCUAAUGGUCUUACUGGUUUAAGACAUGUGGGUUCUUGUCUUAGUGGUGACAGAACCAUGGGUACUGGUCCAACUGAAGCUUGAGCCACAGCCACCAGUCCAACACAUGGUUCUUGUUCAUAGUUGUAAUGGUCAUAGAAUUGUGGGUACUAAGACAGAACCUUCACCAGUGAUUCUGCGAGUCCAGAACUGAGGCUCCAGGUCCAUCUGGUGUUACUAGAAUCACAACCAUGGCUUUUGGUUGUACUGGCCAAGGACCUCAGCAGCACAAAGACUGAUGGGACUCCAGAAUCUAGAACCUGCUGAUGGACAAACAGUCCAAUGCCUAGUAAACUAGGGAUGCUCCGAUCAGCCUGUAGAGGGUCGAUGUCAUUGUCCAAACUGAUACUGAUCACUGACUGGUUUCUGUUCUUAAACACUGAAUUAUGUCAAAGUCUUAACCUUGAUAUUCCUCAAGUUAUGGUUAGAAGUACCUUUAUUGGUACAGAGGGUUGGGUCAGAUGGAAGAUUAAAGAUGGCUAUGGUUACAUACAAGUCUUAAGACGGUAAAGCCUAAAUAUAAAGUUGAAAUUGGUUGUUUGAGCUUAAGAUUAGACGUGGAUGGUGUUUGGUAAGGAUUUGGUGUAGUUUAGGUGAGGAUAAGAAUUUAUAAAAUCCAUAGAAUCCAUAAAAUCACAAAUAGAUGUAGCUGCUUGAGUUUAAUUCUGACAUGUGAGCUACUCCUCAGAUGUACAAAAAAAUGAAAUCCUCCAUAAAAGAACUCCAAAAAUCCCAAUUAGCUUGUAGCAUGCUAUCACACCUUAUUCCUAGCCCCAAUAAUACAAUGCGUGAAUCAUGGGCACAACAUCUUGAGCUUAGUGGAACUGGCUUUUUCCAGUGGUAACAAUAAGCUAACGGUACGCUAAUCCUCUUUCCUGUCAGACAUGAUAACGUGAUCAUACCUCUGUUAUCUCAAAGCAUUCAUUGUUUUCUUUUUUAACCAAACACGUUAACGAUUGGCUUGCCUUGCUACGUUAACAUGUUUCAUAUAACAGAACCCGAGCUAGCAUACAGUAACGUCUACUUCAAUAACAGAUGAGGUGAACAUUUAACAUAACUCAAUAUUAAUUUUAGCUCCACGUAAAGUGAAUAAACAUGAUGUUUAACAGCCAACGCUCCACUCCUCUGCCUUAACGACAUAGUUGACACAUUUUUAUAGCUGCUGAUUUAUUAAAUCAGAGUUCUACUGAGAGAAAUAUAACAUCGAAUUUAGCAGCAGACUGUCGUUCUAGGUGUCAUUCUCUCCCGCAAAUUCUAAUUUAAUACUUCUCCACUCUCGAAACUCUUUUGGUUUUAUUCUUGUGUCAUUCCAGUCGUGUACUGUGUGUUACAGAAGGGUGUGCAUGAAUAUACGGGACAAAUCACGUGCCAUAUUUAUUCAUUAAAAGGACCGUGCCUUUUAUUUUUUUGAUGCAGUGUAACUGGUAUUUUACGGGACUGGUGGCAAACUAUUCCUCUCCGUAGGCUGGCGAUGGAAACUGUGACGGCCGUUAACACACUGCUGUUGAAACCACAAAUUUAGCUCAGUCUGGGUACAAAGACAUUUUAGCAUAAUGUUUGACGUUAGCAGCAUUUGCUAAACUGAAGGUGAACAUGAUUGGCGCUGAGGCUAACCAUAGAGUCAAUGUGACGAACUACCUUACUCACAGGAAGUUGCACCCAUUAUCAUUUCUACAGUAGCGCCCUCAAGAAUGAGGUGGAUAGACACAUUUGAAAGGAUACCCAGCCCUAACGUUGGAGAACAGGCAGCCAUGUUGGAUUCAGUAACUUUAAAGUCUCAGUUUUAAGACGUAGAUCAAGUCAGUGAUUAUCAGCUGAUAUUGAUCGGAGCAUCCCUAAUGACCUGUACAGACAGACAGAGGGUUUACUGUUAAGAUUUUAGUUCUGUGCCAUGAAUGAGCUGCAUACUGGAAGAGUGAUAAUAAUCGUAUUGACAAUGAUGAUGAUGAUGAUGAUGAUGAUGAUAACACUGAGCAGUUCAAUAAGAAUCUUUUUCUACUGUUUACACCUGUUGGACUGGCCACACUGUGUGUAUGUGUGUGUGUGUGUCUGUGUGUGUGUUUGUAUGUUAUGUGUGCGUGUUAAACACAAGGCCAGUUAAGCCCCUCCCCCUCCCCUUCCCCCUCCCCCAUUCUUCCCUCGACCAAUAGGCCGCCAGGACGACGACAGACGGCAGCUCUGAGAGAUUCAGCUGAUUGGCUGGAACCAAUCAGAAAACAAAAUCUUCCCUGCCCGUCUGUGAUUGGUUCUCCUUGACACACAAGUCGACCAAUCAGCUACCAGGAAGAAGCCAAGCAUGCCCCCACCUGACUACCCGGCCCCCCCCCCCCAGUAACAGUGAUCUAUUAUGCUAAUCGAUCGGUGUGUUUUUUGAUUGACUGUUGUCAGUUUUCUCUGUUUGUUUGUUUGUUUGUUACCAUGGCGACUGAACCUGAAAAGAUGUAAAAUAGGUUAAAAAACGGUUCAGUCCCGUCGCUGUUCACAUCGAGACCAUCGAACCCUGAAAAUCUUCACCUCAUAACCACGAAAACAAUGUUACAAGAGAAAAAAAAUCCUGAUGAAACAGGAAACCUGUGACAGUAAAUACCUGUGUGUGUGUGCGUGCGUGCGCGUGUGUGUGUGCGUGUGCGCGAGCAUGUGAGCGUGUGUGUAUGUUUAUUUUGGAGUGAUGUCAACAUCUUCCUGCUCUCACCUCAGUCUGAACUCACUAUUUAAACUGGCCAAUGAGAACCCUCCCUCAGCGCCAACCACCAGUAGAAACCCUCCCUGAUCUCUAACGACCAAUCGCCCUCUGCUAAACGCCCUGUGCUUUGUAUUGGAGCACUGUGAUUGGCUGUGACUGUGCAGCAGCUGUGAGCAUCUGGUUGUGGAUAGUUGUGAAUCUGAAGCAGUGCUAUCAUAUAGUUAGCAUGUGGCUAGCAGACGCUGAACACAGGGCUAGCAUAAGCCUAACGUGGCCACACACACACAGCACAAGGCUAAUACUAGCUGUGGUUACCACCGAGCAAACUUAUGUUCAUCAUUUGGUAAAUAUGUGGUUAGCAUACACCAAACAUCUAGCCAACAUACCUGUUAGCACACUGCUAACCCAGGGCAAAACAAAGACAGUGUAUGGAUAGCACACAUUGAGCACAAGGCUAACACAGGGCUAACAUCAGGUAAACACAGCUAGUAUUUAGUUAGCACACAGCUGACACGGAGCUAGCAUCUGGUAGACAUUGCUAAUAGUUGUUUAGCAUACAGCCACAGCAGGGCUAACACCUGGCUAACAUUGCUAGGUGUUAAAAUAGGGCUAACACCUGGUUAGUACACAAUAGAACAAGACUAACACAUGGUAAACAUAGCUAAUAUAAGGUUAGCACACAGCUAACACAGGGCUAUUAGUCUAUAUGGAUAGCACAGACUUGAAACACAGCCAAGAUAAGAUAAACAGCUAAUAUCUUGUUAGCACACUGCUAAAACAGGGCUAACACUUACAUAACUCAGCUAGGUGUUUGCACAAGCUAACAGGGCUGGUGUGUGGUACAGACGUACAACAAGGCUAACAGGACUUAAACCUGGUAAACAGAGCUAAUAUUUACUGUAGCUCACAGCUAACAUGGGGCUACAACAGGUAUUCAGUUAGCACAUGGCUAACCCAGGGUUAACGCCAGGCAAACAAAGCCAGUGUAUGGUUGCGCACACCUAACACAAGGCUAAUAUAGGGCUAAAAUGUGGUAAACACAGCUAGCAUUUAGGUAAAGUAGGGCUAGCACCUGAUUAAAACAACAGGUAUGUGGUAAUUGCACAUUAGAGCAAAGCGUAGACACAAUAAACAAAGUUAAUAUCUUGUUAGCACACUGCUAACACAGGGCUAACAACUAGAUAACAUAGCUAGCACAGACCAAGGAAGAGGCUAACACAGAACUCACAAUUGGUUAAGGGAGCUAAUAUCCGGUUUAGCUCACAGCUAACUCUGGGAUACCACUAUUGAUAAGUUGCCACAUGGCUAUCAGAGAGCUAACACCUAGAUAACUUAGCUAGGUGUUAGCGCAGACAUAGAAACAGGCUAACACAACCAGUAUUCGGUUAGCAUAUGAUUAGCAUUCGCUAUUUCAUGGAUAACUUUGAACUUUGUGGUCGGUAACUGGGAGUGGUAGCUUUGUUAGCGCUGUUAGCAUUCCAGCGUUCAGCUGAGAAAACUGUUCCACCAAUGGGAAAAGGCCACAGAGCUGAGGGGGCGUGGCUUCAGGAGGGUUUGAUGAGCGAAAUCUAAAGCCAUACACACUGUGUUUGUGCGCAAGUAAAACUGCUGUGUGUGUAUGUGUGUUUGUGAGUGAGUGAGUGUGUGUGUGUGUGUGUGUGUGUGUGUGUGUGUGUGUGUGUGUGUGUGUGUGUGUGUGUAUAGCAUUGCAGGGAUUUGCACUCUAGUGAUUCACCUCAGCAAGACAUCCGCCCACACACAUGCACGCACGCACACACACACACACGCACACACACUCACACACACACUCACGCAUCGCACUGCCAUUUGAAAUAGUGGGUCAGAUUAGUUUCCAUGUAGCUUCACCAACCAACCAAACUGUAUUUUUCUUUAAAGGAACAGGGAUGUUGUAAAGUAUUUUUGUACAAAUUUAAUACUUUGGUAGCAUGACGUUCCUGAUGUUUGUCCUGUAGGGCUCCACUGCUCUCCUCCACCCCCCCUUUGUAUGGACGACUACUGAGCAACAAUAAAGAUGAAGACCUGCUGGGA
This is a messenger RNA of Epinephelus lanceolatus (giant grouper), 9127 nucleotides long. The record is from RefSeq and is a predicted model, not a curated record. NCBI's taxonomy places the organism in Eukaryota, Metazoa, Chordata, Actinopteri, Perciformes, Serranidae.